This is a messenger RNA of Porites lobata, 357 nucleotides long. Lineage: Eukaryota; Metazoa; Cnidaria; Anthozoa; Scleractinia; Poritidae. The record is from the annotation of a GenBank genome assembly.
UUCAAAGCUGGAAAAAUCAAUACAACUACCAGGAACCCAGGGUUGUUCGCGUGUGAGAAAAUCACAUUCGCUAAACCGUUCUCUGGUGGAAAGCAAGUGAAAGUGUUUGCCUCGUCCGGACACUCAGUGAACAGCCAAACCCGUGGUAAUGGUGCUGCUAUUUGGGUGGAAUCAGUAGAUAGAACUCAAUUCCGCGCUUGCAUCUACGAGUACAGCAACGGCUCAAAUACAACUGCUGAGAUAAACUGGAUUGCCCUACAAUCUGCCCCUCCGGGGGCACAACUAGGAACUACUUCCUUGGAAUCUUGGACUACCGGAACAGAAUGUAAGAAGAUCUACUUUCCUCAGGUUAGUUUA